GCGCGCUCAGGUCUGUGUGCAGGUCUAUAACUAUUAUUAUUGCUGUUCCGUGUUUUCGCGCAGACUCCGUGUUUAUUCUCCUCAGAAACACAACAUCCGACAGUUAAACUUUAGAUUAAAUGAGGUGUAACACACCGGCGCUGGUCCAGACUGUUUCCUGAGGUAAUUGUUGAAGUAAUCCGGCGGGACUUGUGACGGGAGUUGUGUCCUGAAGCUCACAGCGCGGAUGGAGUUCUCCUCAUAAACUCCUCCAUCAUCACCGCUCGAGUCCCUUCUGACAGGAACGUUAUGGGGAAAUGGCAGCUGACUCUGGACCCAGUACAGGAAUGGGGAGAGGAGGUUGAGGAUGGCGUGGUGUAUGGUGUGACCCUCCACAGGGAGCCUGCGAACGCCCUCCCCUCUGACCUGGUGGGCGUGGCCUGUGUGCAGUACCGCACGCUGAAGGUACGCAGGGUGAAGGUGGCCACGCUGGAGCACCUGAUCACUGAGCUGCUGAACCCCACGUGUAACGAACACGACUACGCCCGAAUCUUCCUCUCCACCUACAGAGCCUUCACCUGCACCAACACACUCAUCGAGAUGCUGUUUCAGAGGGAAGACAAAAUCAUCAACUUGGACAAAAGUGUAUGUGUGAGGAGUUCUCUCCCAGGGUUGGUGCGGUUGUGGUUGGAGGAGUUCUCUGAGGACCUGAGAGACUCUCCUCUCUACUCCUCGCUCCGUUUCCUCUCCCUCCACCUGCGGCACCGCCUGUGUUUCAGACGCCUCGCUCAGCAGGCUGACGCACUUCUACACACGUUUCAGGAGGAAGACAGGUGUGCUGAGAUCAGGUCAGAGGUCACACAGGUUUCUGGAGAUGAAACAGGAAGUGUCCUAACCUGCCCCGCCCAGGACAUCGCAGAGGAGCUCACUCGACUGGACGCUGCGCUGUUUGUGCGCGUGGUUCCGUUCCACUGUCUCGGCUGCAUUUGGUCUCAGAGGGAUAAGAAGGAGAACCGGAGUUUAGCGCCCAGUGUGAGGGCCACCAUCGCCCAGUUCAACUCCGUCACUAACUGGGUCAUCACCUCGCUGCUCUGCCCGACCUCAUCACACACCGACUCACACACUCCACUGUCAUCCAUAUCACCCAGACUGCACCCCCGUGGCCAGCACACAAGCCCCGCCCACCGCGCCCGCAUCAUCGAGAAGUGGAUCUCUGUGGCUCAGGAGUGCUAUCAGCUGAGGAACUUCUCGUCUCUGCGUGCGAUCCUGUCGGCUCUGCAGUCUAACGCUGUGUAUCGUCUGAAAAAGACCUGGGCUACAGUCAGCAAAGAGAGUCUGUCCACCUUUGACCACCUGUGUGAGAGCUUCCCUGAUGAAAACUGCGUUCUGUCAAACAAACAGAUCUUGGAGGACAGUAAUGAGCACGAUGAGGAGACAUCCUGUGCAGCACCCCGAUCCCCUAAACUCAGCCCCUCCUCCAGACACACGAGUUACACUGGAGGGGAGGUUCCAUAUUUGGGGACAUACCUGACUGUCUUGAACAUGUUGGACACAGCUCUACCAGACGCACUGGAGGGCAGACUAAUCAACUUUGAAAAACGAAGAAGAGAGUUUGAGGUUCUCUCUCAGAUCCGUCAGCUGCAGGUGUCCUGUUCUCUCUAUUGUCUCCCGUCUCACCCACACGUCUCCUCCUGGCUCAACAGCUGCUCACCCCUGUCUGACCAGCAGAGUUAUGACUUGUCCAGACAGUUGGAGCCCCCGGUGGAUUCGUGUCCUGGGUCACCGAGCUGGAGCCAUCGGCUCAUCAGCAAGAAACUCGGCUUGUUGCUGAGCAGCAGUGACAGCUCCAGGAAGAAAACGCACUCUGAUCAGAUAAGCGUUUCCUCGUCCGGCUCCAGCGGCUCUGAGACGGACGACUUCUCCUUCAUGCUCCGCCCCAAAUCUCAGUCUGGUUCGUGCCUGAACAUCUCAGCAGACUCAUCCGGGUCCUGUCCUGAUCCACGCUGCUCCUCCCCUGCUCACUCCUCGUCUCAGUCUGAUCUCUCCGGUCUCAGCCCUGAGGGUGUGUCUCCAUCCUCCCCCACCUCCCCCUCCCCCUCCCGGGCGGUGUACAAUAAGCAGAGUGACGGCUGCAUCAUCAGAGUGAGCAUGGCGCUCCACAGCGGCUCCGUCGUCUACAAGAGCAUCCUGAUAAACAGUCAGGAUAAGACGAGUCAGGUGAUACAGAGAGCUCUGGAAAAACACAACAUGGAGAAUUUGAGCUGUAACGACUUCACACUCACACAGAUCCUAAACAAUGAUAAAGAGCUGCUGAUUCCUGAUAAAGCGAAUGUCUUCUACGCGAUGUGUCCCUCAGACAGUUACGACUUUGUCCUGCGUGUGCGCUGGAGGACUCAUACCCUGAGCCCGAGUCCCGCUGUCCUGCGCAGCGCUGACAAGUAACCAUGUGACCUGCAGGACUCUGUGUGUGUGUGGAGAUAUUGAGUGAUGGACGCGCACAAUAAUAAUCACAACAAUCGGAUACCUAUGUGAUAAUAAUCACAACCUGCUCGUUUUGUAAUAUGUUUAUAUUUAAAUGUUUCUAAAGCUAAAGACAUUUUCUGUAUGUUUCUCAUCAGAGGCUCAUGUGUCUCGUGCAUUAAUUUGUACAGUGUAAAUAUUUAUUUAAAUAAUUUUGUGGCGAAUGAUGCAGUCUGUUGAUUUUAAUUGUUUUAUUUAUUCAAUGAGGGGAACACUGAUUCAGACUCUGUGUCUGCUCCUCUCUGUGAGUGGAGAGCUCCCCCUGGUGAAGUGGGCAGGAGUGUUCUGUAGACUGACAGACACAACACAGCCUUUAUACACAACCGUUUAUUUAACACGAUGUAAUGUCAUUAAAAAUCAGACACCGGAUCUCAUUAAAUUGUGGUUUUAAUGAA
Molecule: messenger RNA, 2894 nt
Organism: Clarias gariepinus (North African catfish)
Lineage: Eukaryota; Metazoa; Chordata; Actinopteri; Siluriformes; Clariidae
Gene: rgl3a
Product: ral guanine nucleotide dissociation stimulator-like 3a
Exons: 17
Coding region: 289-2421 (710 amino acids)
Biological process (GO): Ras protein signal transduction; positive regulation of GTPase activity
Cellular component (GO): plasma membrane
Molecular function (GO): guanyl-nucleotide exchange factor activity
Source: RefSeq, a predicted model, not a curated record